AUGGCUUCCGGUGCGGGCCCGACGACUCUACCGCACAGGAGCGUGGCCAACAUCCGCUCAGGGCCUUCACAGGGGCCGCCUGGGCCAUCCAGCCCCCAUACGCCUCCGCGGAACAUCGCCUCGGUAUACGGCUCACCGUCUACUGUUAGAGCCGACGAUGAGAUCAUUGUCGUUGAGAUAGGCUCGCGGUUCAUUCGAGCUGGCUUCGCGGGCGACUCACUACCUAAGGCGACGGUGCAGUGUGGCCCUGAGCAGCAGAGGCGAGCAGGCGACUUCAGGGCAUGGCAGACUCUGGCGCGGAAGCCGGGGCAGGCAUGGGCUGCAGAGCAUGAGAUCUGGCGAUAUGACCUGAGAGAGGUGGACAUUGGUCUCGUUAGAGAUAAGCUUGACCGGCUACUGAGAGACGCAUUCACCAAGCACCUUCUUCUUGAUUCAAGGCCGAGGAGGACGGCCCUGGUUUUGGAUUCUGACCUACCACUCCCCCUCGUUUCAGCGGUGCUUGACACGGUAUUUGACAGAUUUCAGACACCAAUGGUGUCUUUACUGUCCUCAGCCACGAUGUCUACCGUGGCGGCAGGCACGCGUUCAGCUCUCAUUAUCAACAUGGGUUGGUCAGAGACAGUCAUUACUAGUGUCUAUGAGUAUCGUGAAGUCAAAACUACGCGUACUGUUCGUGGAGGGAGGCAUCUGUUGGAUGAGCUCUAUAGCAAGCUCCUGCUUCCCCUCGUCACGGACGAGCCCCAGCAAGACAAUGCAGACCGUGUUAUCAGUUUCGAGGAAGCCGAAGACAUCAUGUGCCGACUAAUAUGGUGUCGGCCCUCUGCGUCUAGGCUCUCUCAAAGGGAUUCAGCCCAGCUAGAGACGGUGGAAGAACAAGACGAGUCUGAUGUGGAAACACCAACCAACGCCACGCCGUCCACUGGCACUACCCAAGUCCCAUUCAACUCAACGGUCCCCCCUCGAACUGUGGAUGUGGCCUUUGAGAGCCUGGGCAACGUAUGCGACGAUGCUUUCCUUGACCCCUCAGCUCCGGCCGCGAGCUUCGACGACCAUGAACUUCCGGUCCACCUCCUAGUGUACCAACAUCUUCUCCAGCUUCCCAUAGAUGUGAGGGCCAUUUGCAUGUCCCGAAUCAUCUUCACGGGCGGGUGUUCAGCCAUUUUGGGGCUGAAAGAGAGGAUCGUGGAUGAGGUCUCAAGCAUGAUCGACCGAAGAGGAUGGGAGCCUGUGUCCGGUAAAGGGGCUGAGAAGCACAACCAGAAGCUUCAAGGGCGAGGUGCAAAGGAUUCCUCACCUGGCGAGACCUCCCCGCCUGAUCUAGCUAGCCGGGUUGAGUUCGCUCUCAACCCAGCAAAUGCCGAGCCUGAGUACGAUUCCGUCGAGGCCAAAAUUGAUCGGUAUCGCUACCACUCUCAGCCGGUUAAAGGAAAGCUUCGGGCGCUCCAUUCAUUGGGUCCAUGGGCGGGAGCAAGCCUCAUGUGCCAGUUGAAGGUAUCUGCCAUGGCAACCAUUGACCGCGAACUCUGGCAGCAACAAGGGUCUCUCGGGGCCUCCAAGCCAAACGAAGUAGAUUUCAAGGCCCAGCAACGACAGAGUAUGGGGGCAGGAGGGUUGAUCAGGGGUAGCGGAGGGCAUCACAUGAAUUGGACGCUGGGAGCUUGGGGGGCGGUCUGA
Messenger RNA from Clonostachys rhizophaga, 1674 nucleotides. The record is from the annotation of a GenBank genome assembly. Lineage: Eukaryota; Fungi; Ascomycota; Sordariomycetes; Hypocreales; Bionectriaceae.